GCAGCCCUAGUGUGCAAGUGGAAGAAGGAAAUGAAAUAUAUUAUUCGAAUAAAAUCUUGUGCAAUUUAAUAUUAAUUUAAUUGUGAUAAGUUGGAUAAAUAAAUAGUCGCAGGUGUGUUAACUUUGGUCGAGCUGUGGGAGCGCACGCUAUACAAUACGCGGCAACGAGUAGCAUCGCGGCACCAAGUAGCAUCGCAUCGCGUCAUUGCUGUACUAAAAACUAAAAAUUGCCGUAUUCGUAUUCCGCCAUUUUGAAAGCUGCGAGUGGAAUUUGGACGCGUUGCUGGAUUUCAAUUGCUCGAUUUCAAUAUGAAGCGCCAAAAAUGAUUGCAGCACCGUUUGCAUCGUCUUCGUCUUGAAAAGGUUUUGUUUCCCAUUGAUUUAAUUAAAGCCAUCGUAAGCGUGCGGUUGGGGACGGACGAGAGAACCAAUAAUAACGCAAGGAACCCAGCAAAGAAAUCAACCAACAAAAAAAGGGCCAAAGGGAAUAGACAGAUCCCCAGCGCCUGUUCUCUCUCUCCCAUAAAACGGAUACUAAACAGAGCAAAACAAUCGAAAAGGAUAAAAAACAACAAAGGCUAGCAGCAGUGACACAGCAGCAGCAGUAGCAGCAGCAACAGCAGCAGCAGUGCCAGGACACAGGACAGAAAUAACAGAAAAAAAUGGACAAGAAUCUGAUGAUGCCGAAGCGUUCGCGCAUUGACGUUAAAGGCAGCUUUGCCAAUGGUCCGCUGCAGGCGCGUCCACUGGUGGCCUUGCUGGAUGGCCGGGACUGUUCGAUCGAGAUGCCCAUACUGAAGGAUGUGGCCACGGUUGCCUUCUGCGAUGCACAAAGCACCUCCGAAAUACACGAGAAGGUGCUCAAUGAGGCAGUUGGCGCUCUGAUGUGGCACACUAUUAUCUUGACAAAGGAGGAUCUUGAGAAGUUCAAAGCUUUACGCAUCAUUGUGCGCAUUGGCAGCGGCACAGACAACAUCGAUGUGAAGGCAGCGGGCGAACUGGGCAUCGCCGUUUGCAACGUUCCCGGCUAUGGUGUCGAGGAGGUGGCGGACACAACAAUGUGCCUGAUCCUGAACCUCUACCGGCGCACAUACUGGCUGGCGAACAUGGUGCGCGAAGGCAAAAAGUUCACGGGCCCCGAGCAAGUGCGAGAGGCAGCGCAUGGCUGUGCACGCAUACGCGGCGAUACCUUAGGCUUAGUUGGACUGGGUCGCAUUGGCAGCGCCGUUGCCUUGAGAGCAAAAGCAUUUGGCUUCAAUGUCAUCUUCUAUGAUCCCUACCUACCCGACGGCAUUGAUAAGUCACUGGGCCUCACACGCGUCUACACGCUGCAGGAUCUGCUAUUCCAGUCCGACUGCGUCUCACUGCAUUGUACGCUCAACGAGCACAAUCAUCAUUUAAUCAAUGAAUUCACAAUUAAACAGAUGCGACCUGGUGCAUUUCUGGUGAACACCGCACGCGGCGGUCUGGUCGAUGACGAGACCUUGGCGUUGGCGCUGAAACAGGGACGGAUAAGAGCUGCCGCAUUGGAUGUGCACGAAAACGAACCUUACAAUGUAUUUCAAGGCGCCCUCAAGGAUGCUCCAAAUCUGAUUUGCACACCACAUGCCGCCUUCUUCAGCGAUGCGUCCGCCACGGAGCUGCGCGAAAUGGCAGCCACUGAGAUCCGGCGAGCAAUUGUCGGCAAUAUUCCAGAUGUGCUGAGGAAUUGUGUCAACAAGGAGUACUUUAUGCGCACGCCGCCAACCGCUGCGGCCGGUGGCGUCGCGGCGGCUGUUUAUCCCGAAGGAUUAAAUGGCGGCUAUUAUACAGGCGCACUGCAUCAUCGGGCACACAGCACCACACCGCACGAUGGUCCCCACAGUACAACAAACAUUGGCAGCAGCAGCAGCAGCUCUGCUCUGGCUCAGCCGCCGCCGCCGCCAAACUCCGUAGCCGCUGCUGCGGCCGCCGUGGCCGCUGCAGCAGCCGCACUCCUGCCGUCACCGGUGCCGCCGACCGUUGUGCCCACGGUGCCGCACUUGUCGCCGCAAGUUGGUGGACUGCCGCUCGGAAUUGUGAGUAGCCAAUCGCCCCUGAGUGCGCCCGACCCUAAUAAUCAUCUGUUAUCGAGCAUAAAAGCGGAGGUUAAGGCCGAGUCAACGGAGACGCCGUAGGCUGUUGCUGAUGCAUCGCAGCUGGAGCCGAGAGCUGGAGUGACAACGGGCAGUGGUGCCUGGAUAUCGCACCAGCGAGACGAGACAAGCGUGGCCAGUAGAUGGAUAACCAACCCCCAACUAUACUUUGCUGCUAAGGAGAGUAGUCGGCAGUCGGCAUGGUCUGUCUUUCAGUGUCGCCUCUUCUGUCCUAUUGCUGCUGUCUGUCGUCUGCUCGACGAUUCCAGGCGCACCUGCGCCAGCGCUUGAUUUGAAUUUUUCCAAGUUUCUAUGUUACAUAUAUAAUUUAAAGUACGAUACACAUUUGCAUUACCACAAAACCCCAAAACCCAAACACACAAAAGAAGAAGAAUAAUCGGCAAAGGAAGGAAAGUAAGAAAUGCGAUGCAAAAGAGGAUGAAGCGAAAAGGAUGAUGAGAGACAACACCACACCACACGCCUCAAAAUUAACUACAUAUUUAGUGUUUAAUUUGUAACUAUUUAGAACUUUAUACAGUUACAAUCGUAAGAUUUUUAUUUGUAUUGCAGGAAAUUGUAAGUGAAGAAAGAAAUAUGUUACUACAUAUAAGCGCAAAACAAAAACAAUGUUGGAAACUUUUAAAUUACGAGAGAAAGAAAAAAGAAACAAAACAAAACACACACAACAAUUAUGGCAUACAAAACAAAACAAAACGAAACAAAAGCAACACACAAGAUGAGAGACGUUUAGUGCUUAAGAUACGUUUAAAGUACAUAAUAAAACAAAAGAAAAAGAAGAAACGA
Drosophila subobscura is the source of this 2918-nucleotide messenger RNA. RefSeq names its product C-terminal-binding protein (gene CtBP). The record is from RefSeq and is a predicted model, not a curated record. NCBI's taxonomy places the organism in Eukaryota, Metazoa, Arthropoda, Insecta, Diptera, Drosophilidae. Bases 663 to 2156 code for a protein of 497 amino acids. Gene Ontology annotation, molecular function: oxidoreductase activity, acting on the CH-OH group of donors, NAD or NADP as acceptor; NAD binding; transcription corepressor activity. The transcript is spliced from 8 exons.